UGCAGUUCACCGUAACACAAGAGCAGCAUUACGCACGGCGACAUUGGAGGAGUGAGCAUAUUCGCGGAUCAUUGGAUUGUAAUCUCUAGUUUUUCUGACAUUUGAAAUACAUUUGGAACUUGCUGUGCGCGUCGGGACUAUCUGAAUCUGUGAUUGAGGAUUUGUUUAUUGUGGAAGAACAUAUUUGUACUAUGUCUGUCGUUUGCUUCUCUCUGCACUGACCAGGAGCAUUACGCGCAACGCGUAAUCUCCAUACGUUGGUGGGUAGCAGCUCUGUGCAACCGGUCUUGGCUCUUUUGGAAAGACAAAGGGCGCAAAACACGAAACAUGAUACGAAGGGACAAGUUGGAGCCAGCAUGGAUUUAACCCAGUUAAAUCUGUUGGUGGGAAACGUGUCAAACGAUGAGAACAGCACGGACGCACCGCUUUCCUUGCCACACUCACAGACAGCUACUGCACUCAUCAUUCUGGUGGUUACUGUGAUUAUUUCGGUGACCAUUGUCGGAAAUGUUUUGGUGAUUGUGGCGGUGCUGACCAGCCGCGCUCUCCGUGCGCCCCAGAACCUUUUCCUUGUCUCUCUGGCGUCCGCGGACAUCCUGGUGGCCACGCUGGUCAUCCCCUUCUCCCUCGCCAAUGAGGUUAUGGGGUACUGGUACUUCGGAAGUACCUGGUGCGCCUUCUACUUGGCUCUGGAUGUGUUGUUCUGCACCUCAUCCAUCGUGCACCUGUGCGCCAUCAGCUUGGACCGCUACUGGUCAGUCACUAAGGCGGUGAGCUACAACCUGAAGCGGACACCGAAACGCAUCAAGUCCAUGAUCGCUGUUGUGUGGAUAAUAUCUGCGAUCAUCUCCUUCCCUCCUCUCCUCAUGACCAAGCAUGACGAGCGGGAGUGUCUUCUGAACGAUGAGACCUGGUACAUCCUCUCAUCCUGCAUGGUGUCCUUCUUCGCCCCGGGUCUCAUCAUGAUUCUGGUUUACUGUAAGAUCUACAAAGUGGCCAAGCAGCGCUCCUCCACCGUUUUCGUGGCCAAAAACGGUCUGGAGAGGCAGCCCUCUCAGUCGGAGACCUGCUUCGUCAGGAAGGACCGGAUUGAGAUAGAGAGCCCCAGCAGCCAAGGCUCUGGCAGCCACCAGCAAAGGCAGGGGGAGUUGGAUGACAUCGACCUGGAGGAGAGCUGCUGCCCGUCGGACACCAAACCGCGCAAUCAUCGCUUCACCAAGCGGAGAAAAGUGGAGGGGUCGGACUGCUGCCCGCCGCAGAGCUGCCGCCUCUCCUGGGCAUCGGCCCGGGCGUCACAGCUCUACCCGGAGCAGAAGACCCCGGCGGAGCGACCCCGGGUGGCCGCGGUCAACAAGACCAAAGUGGCCCAGAUGCGGGAGAAGCGUUUCACCUUCGUGCUGGCGGUGGUGAUGGGGGUGUUUGUGCUCUGCUGGUUCCCCUUCUUCUUUACUUACAGCCUCCAUGCGAUCUGCAGAGACAGCUGCUACAUCCCGGGCGCACUUUUCAACCUCUUCUUCUGGAUUGGCUACUGCAACAGCUCCGUGAACCCCAUAAUAUACACCAUUUUCAACAGGGAUUUCAGGAAAGCCUUCAAGAAAAUUGUAUGCAGGACUCCCAAGCGCACAUAACACUAGAGGUAGACAAUUAUUGUGCCUUUCAUGGCUCAACAGUGCUGGGGAGGAAUUGCAUUAUCAAGACUCAUUGCUCUUGACUGACUAGUUCCCCUCCAGAAAUCAUUUAAUGUAACUAUAUGAGGGGGGGAAAAAUCCAGUCUUGUGUACAGAUUUAAAUGUCCAUAAAUAAAAUGUGAAGUGGAGCAAAAGAAAAGCAAAAGAUGAAGUUAAUCAUCAAAUAUUUAUCUCACUGGAGAUCUGUAAAGUUUUAAUGUAGGCCACUAAAAAGUUCUGCAAACAUGUACCUUUGAAAAAGAAAAGCAUGUAUUUGAUCAUGCUGCCGCAAGCAGAAGGAUAUAUUCUGCAGAGUGAAAAUGAAAUUUUGUAUGUAACUGUAACAGUAGGUGUUUAAAAUUGAGAUCCCUACGACAUCUAUCUCCAUCAUCUCAUCUAUGUACUAUAAGCAUGGGGAUGUGCAAGCAAGUUCCACAGAGAAAAACAAAAAGAAACAAAAUCCUGCAGAUUUAAAUGUCUGGCAUUGUUACAGGUAUAAUUCAGAUACGUCUUGUGUUAAACUGCAGUGAAAGCUCCUUAAGUCUUAUCAGAGAACCCCCCUAAACUUACAUAAGAGUCUAAUCUCACACCCCCACUGCACAUCACAC
Molecule: messenger RNA, 2275 nt
Organism: Paralichthys olivaceus (Japanese flounder)
Lineage: Eukaryota; Metazoa; Chordata; Actinopteri; Pleuronectiformes; Paralichthyidae
Source: RefSeq, a predicted model, not a curated record